AUGACGGGGCGCGCCCGAGCCCGAGCGCGGGGACGGGCCCGCGGCCAGGAGAUCGCGCAGCACGUGGGCGCCGCCGCGAGCCAGCAGCCGGGGUUCGGCCAGCCGCGACCCCCGCAGCCCCUGUCGGACGCGGACCUGGUCGGCCGAGGGCGGCAGAGAGGACCCGUGGGAGCAGCAGCCAAGUCCCAAGAGCUCCAGAUUUCCGCGGGGUUUCAGGAGUUGUCCUUAGCCGAGCGAGGAGGUCGCCGCCGAGACUUCCAUGAUCUCGGCGUGAACACCAGGCAGAACCUGGACCACGUGAAGGAGUCCAAGACGGGCUCCUCGGGCAUCAUCGUGAGGCUGAGCACCAACCACUUCCGGCUGACGUCGCGGCCGCAGUGGGCGCUGUACCAGUACCACAUCGACUACAGCCCGCUGAUGGAGGCCCGCCGGCUGCGCUCGGCCCUGCUCUUCCAGCACGAGGACCUGAUCGGGCGCUGCCACGCCUUCGACGGGACGAUCCUGUUCCUGCCCAAGAGGCUGCAGCACAAGGUGACCGAGGUGUUCAGCCAGACCCGGAACGGGGAGCACGUGAAGAUCACCAUCACGCUGACCAACGAGCUCCCGCCCACCUCGCCCACCUGCCUGCAGUUCUACAACAUCAUCUUCCGCAGGCUUUUGAAGAUCAUGAAUUUGCAACAGAUUGGACGGAAUUAUUACAACCCAAGCGACCCGAUUGACAUCCCAAACCACAGGUUGGUGAUCUGGCCGGGCUUCACGACCUCCAUCCUGCAGUACGAGCACAACAUCAUGCUGUGCACGGACGUCAGCCACAAGGUGCUGCGCAGCGAGACGGUGCUGGACUUCAUGUUCAGCCUCUACCAGCAGACGGAGGAGCACCGCUUCCAGGAGCAGGUGUCCAAGGAGCUCGUCGGCCUCAUCGUGCUCACCAAGUACAACAACAAGACCUACCGCGUGGACGACAUCGACUGGGACCAGAACCCCAACAGCACCUUCAAGAAGGCGGACGGCUCCGAGGUCAGCUUCCUGGAGUACUACCGCAAGCAAUACAACCAGGAGAUCACGGACCUGAAGCAGCCGGUGCUGGUCAGCCAGCCCAAGAGGAGGCGGGGCCCGGGCGGCGUGCUCCCCGGCCCGGCCAUGCUCAUCCCCGAGCUGUGCUACCUCACAGGUCUGACGGACAAAAUGCGGAACGACUUCAACGUGAUGAAGGACCUGGCCGUGCACACGAGGCUGACGCCCGAGCAGCGGCAGCGCGAGGUGGGCCGGCUCAUCGACUACAUCCACAAGGACGACAACGUGCAGCGGGAGCUGCGGGACUGGGGCCUGAGCUUCGACUCGAACCUGCUGUCCUUCUCGGGCCGCGUCCUGCAGGCCGAGAAGAUCCACCAGGGCGGGAAGACGUUCGAGUACAACCCGCAGUUCGCGGACUGGUCCAAGGAGACGAGGGGCGCGCCGCUGAUCAGCGUGAAGCCGCUGGACAACUGGCUGCUGGUCUACACGCGCAGGAACUACGAGGCGGCCAACUCGCUGGUCCAGAACCUGUUCAAGGUCACCCCGGCCAUGGGCAUCCAGAUGAAGAAGGCGGUCAUGAUCGAAGUGGACGACAGGACAGAGGCCUACCUGCGGGUCCUGCAGCAGAAGGUCACCUCCGACACCCAGAUAGUGGUCUGCCUGCUGUCGAGCAACCGGAAGGACAAGUACGACGCCAUCAAGAAGUACCUGUGCACCGACUGCCCGACGCCCAGCCAGUGCGUGGUGGCCCGGACGCUGGGCAAGCAGCAGACGGUGAUGGCCAUCGCCACCAAGAUCGCCCUGCAGAUGAACUGCAAGAUGGGGGGCGAGCUGUGGAGGGUGGACAUGCCCCUGAAGCUGGUGAUGAUCGUGGGCAUCGACUGCUACCACGACACCACGGCCGGGCGGCGCUCCAUCGCCGGCUUCGUGGCCAGCAUCAACGAGGGCAUGACCCGCUGGUUCUCGCGCUGUGUGUUCCAAGACCGAGGCCAGGAGCUGGUGGACGGGCUCAAGGUCUGCCUGCAAGCCGCGCUGCGGGCCUGGAACACGUGCAACGAGUACAUGCCCAGCCGCAUCAUCGUGUACCGUGACGGCGUGGGCGACGGGCAGCUGAAGACGCUGGUCAACUACGAGGUGCCGCAGUUCCUGGACUGCCUCAAGUCCGUGGGCCGCGGCUACAACCCCAGGCUGACGGUGAUCGUGGUGAAGAAGCGCGUGAACGCCCGGUUCUUCGCGCAGUCCGGGGGCCGCCUGCAGAACCCGCUCCCGGGCACCGUCAUCGACGUGGAGGUCACCCGCCCCGAGUGGUACGACUUCUUCAUCGUGAGCCAGGCGGUGCGCAGUGGCAGCGUGUCCCCCACCCACUACAACGUCAUCUACGACAGCAGCGGCCUGAAGCCCGACCACAUCCAGAGGCUCACCUACAAGCUGUGCCACGUCUACUACAACUGGCCCGGCGUCAUCCGCGUCCCCGCGCCCUGCCAGUACGCGCACAAGCUGGCCUUCCUCGUGGGCCAGAGCAUCCACCGCGAGCCCAACCUGUCGCUGUCCAACCGCCUGUACUACCUCUAGCCGAGCGGCUCGCCCACGCAGCCGGGGCUCCGCUCCCCGGUCAGCCGGCUCGUCCUGGUGGGACUUGGGAGGGGACUAGCGUCUAGAGACUUAAUCCAGCAUCACUACCAACCGACGUAUUUUUAGGUAAAAAUUAGUGUUUUUUAGUCCUCACCCAAGGACAUGUUUUUAUUGAUUUUUUUUUUCUAGAGAGAGGAGGGGGGAGAGAGAGAGAUAUCAAUUGGUUGCCUCCUGCACGCGCCCCUUCCAGGGAUCGAACCCGCAACUUUUUGGUGCACAGGACCAGGGGACCAGGCUCAGCCAGCUGAGCCACCCCAGGGCUAGGUUUUAGAUUUAAGUUGUUUCCUCUCCUCUGUUGGGAGGGUUUCUGUUUGUUUUGAGAGAAAUACAGUACUUUGUGUCAUAAACAGACUCUUAAAUGUUGGGAAGGGAAGGAGGAGAGGUGGGGGGGGAGCCCAGGGGGCGGCAGGCAGGCAGGCUGGGCACCUCUCGCCCAGGCAGGGGGGGCCGGACAGCAGGCCUGCUUUUCCGCUGGGGCUGAGCGCUGUGGGUUAGAAAAAGAUGGGGGAGCCCUGGCCAGUGUUGCUCAGUGGGUAGAGCAGCCUGCAGACUGAAGGGUCCCGGGUUCGAUUCCCAGUCAGGGCACAGGCCCAGGUUGCAGGCUUGAUCCCCAGUAGGGGGCGUGCAGGAGGCGGCUGAUCUAUGAUUCUCUCUCAUCAUUGAUGUUUCCAUCUCUCUCCCUCUCCCUUCCUCUCUGAAAUCAAACAUACAAAAUAAAAAAAUUUAAAAAAAUUUUUUUAAUUAAAAAAAAAGAUAGUUGAGAAGUUUUAAGUUUCUGUUCAGAGAAACGUUGGAGGAAUCUGAGCAGAGCCCGUCAGGGCGGGCGUCCCCGUGUUCACCUGU
Eptesicus fuscus (big brown bat) is the source of this 3489-nucleotide messenger RNA. RefSeq names its product piwi like RNA-mediated gene silencing 1 (gene PIWIL1). NCBI's taxonomy places the organism in Eukaryota, Metazoa, Chordata, Mammalia, Chiroptera, Vespertilionidae. The transcript has 20 exons. Bases 1 to 2586 code for a protein of 861 amino acids. Gene Ontology annotation, biological process: regulatory ncRNA-mediated gene silencing. Gene Ontology annotation, molecular function: piRNA binding; protein binding. The record is from RefSeq and is a predicted model, not a curated record. Gene Ontology annotation, cellular component: P granule.